This is a messenger RNA of Cotesia glomerata, 1317 nucleotides long. RefSeq names its product protein sprouty-like (gene sty). Gene Ontology annotation, cellular component: cytosol; membrane. The transcript has a single exon. Gene Ontology annotation, biological process: negative regulation of fibroblast growth factor receptor signaling pathway; negative regulation of MAP kinase activity; negative regulation of Ras protein signal transduction. NCBI's taxonomy places the organism in Eukaryota, Metazoa, Arthropoda, Insecta, Hymenoptera, Braconidae. The record is from RefSeq and is a predicted model, not a curated record. Bases 1 to 1302 code for a protein of 433 amino acids.
AUGUCAGGUCAAAAUGGGCUGUUGGCACGGCCAUCAUCAUCAUCCGGUUCAAGUGGUGGUAGUCCUAAUAUUAAUCCAUCUUCAGCUAAUAAUUUACCGACACGUGUGCAUGGGCAUGAUCACACGCGUCCAUUACCACCACCACGAUUGCCGGAAACAAUAUCGACAAUAGCACCAUUAACUGCACCUUUAACUCCUUUAUCAACAUCAAGUAGUUUUCGUACGAAUUCGCGGUUGCAAUCAAUAAAUACUGCUGGAACGACAACUAAUUCAAGUGAUAGCAAUACGCAACAUCUUCGCAAUGAUCGUACUCUUGGAGAAGUUACGUUGACAGUACCGAGACCUGAUGUUGAACGGAUUGUCAAUGAGUAUGUUGAAACACCAUUUCGACAGCCGACCAGUCAAAAAUGCCUAAAAAAUGAGAGGAGACAACAGCAUAAUCAAUUCCAUCAUCAUCGGCAUCAUCAUCAUCAUCAUCAGUCUACACCACAAAAUCAACAAAUACAAAUUCACCAACAGCAGCUGCAACAACAACGGCAACAAAAACAACAACGAUCACAACUUCAACAAUUGAGUAAUGAUCAACAAGUGCAACAACAACAUCAGCAGCAGCAGCAGCAGCAAAAACAACAGCAACAGCAACAACAAGUCGAACAAGAGUCAACAGAAACACGAUCUGCAAGACGUCUUCAAAAUCACUUACUUCAGUCGUCACCGGGUCAACCGAUUACCAAACAACCAGUAUCAUUUACGAAAGAACCAGCCACUACAGGAUCGGGAUCGUUAGGACGACCCAACGAUAGUAGCUUAUCUAUUAUGUGUGAUUAUUGUGGCAGGUGUAAAUGUGAAUCAUGUCGCGAACCACCACCAUUACCCAGUCGGUGGUUAUGUAAUAAUUCAUGUUUUUGUUCAGCAGAAACAGCUUUAGACUAUGCAUCAUGUUUAUGUUGUGUUAAAGGACUAUUCUAUCAUUGUGGUGAUGCUAAUGGUAGUGGUGAUUCAGAAGUUGGUGGUAGUUGUGCUGACGAGCCGUGUUCGUGCUCUGGAUCACGUAAAACAGCACGAUGGACAUGUCUAGCUGCAUUAACUAUGGUCUUACCAUGUCUAUUGUGUUAUUGGCCAUUGAAAGGAUGCGUAACAAUAUGUGAAGCUUGUUAUGCACGGCAUGCUGCACAAGGAUGUAAGUGUGAUCCUAUGGCAGUUGGUCGUUCAUUCGGUGGCCCGCCGGGUACGUUAAUAGUAUCAAGAGAUUCACGCGAUCCUGAGAAACGACUACUCGAUCCAGUUACACCAGAUUUAUAGUAAUAGCUGUAGUAG